Messenger RNA from Sus scrofa (pig), 554 nucleotides. The record is from RefSeq and is a predicted model, not a curated record. NCBI's taxonomy places the organism in Eukaryota, Metazoa, Chordata, Mammalia, Artiodactyla, Suidae.
CGUGUCAUCCAGCCAUGGGGAAGAUCACCUUCUACGAGGACCGGAGCUUCCAGGGCCGCUGCUACGAGUGCAGCAGCGACUGUCCCAACCUGCAGCCCUACUUCAGCCGCUGCAACUCCAUCCGCGUGGACAGCGGCUGCUGGAUGCUCUAUGAGCGCCCCAACUACCAGGGCCACCAGUACUUCCUGCGGCGCGGCGACUACCCCGACUACCAGCAGUGGAUGGGCGUCAAUGAUUCCAUCCGCUCCUGCCGCCUCAUCCCCCAAACAAGCUCCCACAGGCUGCGGCUGUAUGAGCGAGAGGAUCACAAAGGCCUCAUGAUGGAGCUGAGCGAGGACUGCUCCUGCAUCCAGGACCGCUUCCACCUGAGCGAGGUCCGCUCCCACGUGCUGGAGGGCUGCUGGGUCCUCUACGAGAUGCCCAACUACUGUGGCCGGCAGUACCUGCUGCGGCCCCAAGAAUACAGGCGCUACCAGGACUGGGGGGCCGUGGAUGCGAAGGCAGGCUCUUUGCGGAGGGUGGUGGAUUUAUACUAAAAUAGGUUCACAGCUACC